AUGGCAGACUUGAAAGAGCCAGCACAUGGGAACCUUUGGCCCAACUAUGGUGCCCCGGUGCAUCAGUUGCCAGCUCGAUUCAACAGCAGCCUCGAUCCGGGAUUGUCAAGUCACUCAACCACGCCGACGCAUCCAGCACGACCACGUAACGGCCUUCCUCCAGCGGACAGCACGGGAUAUCCAUACAAUCGAUAUGCACACGACGAGUCGGAUACUUACGAUAGACCCCAUCAUGCUAAUCUGUCCUCCCAGCACGGCUACCACGAAAGCCUAAAGCGUCCAUAUUCGCACGUGGAGCAGCCGCCGUACCAGGAAAUCGUCCAGGAUCUCAGACAUGAUGGGUCGAAAAUGACCGUGAACCACGACCAUAAACUCUUGUCCUUCAAAAAGGUUCCGGACAAGCACACCAUAGUCGACCAGCAUGGUCGCAUACAGCAACUCGAACUCUCUGCUCAGCUUCACGGCAUGUUCUUUCUGUCUGAGAUGCCUUCCAGUACUAGCGAUGGGACGGUCCUCCAACCGGAGCUGACUUGCUACCGACGAAACCUCUUCCAGAUCAGCGGUUCGCUGAUUACUUCCCGGAGUCCGCUGUCCGUUAUCACUGAAGCGGGCGAAACUGUGCCCGUCAGUAGUACCGAGGUGACCGUCUCCGCAAUGGAAUCGGUGGACGGCCACCCCGUGCGGCUGAUCGUCAUCCCUUGGAAGACCCCGCCACCGAACUCGUCCGAGGUCACCCAGGGCCCGGACCAGGAGCCUCCAUCACUUCCCUUGAUACCUUUCCAGGAGGACGGCACAGAAACGGAAGGAGAAUACGCAGUAUACCCAAUCGGAUGGAGACGGCUGCAGUUUCGAAUUGCGACGGCGAAUAACGGUCGACGGAAGGAGCUCCAGCAACAUUUCGUCUUGCACCUGAAAGUUGUUGGCACCUUGACCAACGGUAGCAAAGCUGUCCUCGCAGAAGCGAUUACGGCUCCCAUUGUAGUGAGAGGAAGAAGCCCGCGAAACUUCCAGGCAAGAAAAGAGAUCCCGCUCCUAGGAUCGAGCGCUGGGUCGAGGGGACAAGCCUUGGUAGAGACGGGGGUCGGAGUCGUUGCUGGGCCACUAACGGUGAAGCCUCACGAGGCCAAGGCGAGAGGCCUAGACAUACAAGUGCCGCGGGGAGCUUUCACUUUCACCAGCGGCGGCCCAAGGAUGCCCAGUACCCAGCUGGGACCUGUUCGACAAAGCUCAUACUCGAACUGGGCGCCAGCAACCAUUAUGCCGUUGCCUCAGAACACGACGCCCGCCACCGCCAACUAUCCCCCGACAACAAUGCCAGGCGAGCAUUAUCCCAAGGCACCCAUAUCUAGCGCGCCAGUGUUUGGCGCAGACUCACAAGAUAUUCCUCUCUCGGCCGGCGGGGCGCCAGUUCAGGUGCCCAUGGCGUCGAACGAAGCUCCUAGACAACCACAGCCAGUAGCCCGCACGUCGUAUUCGUAUGCUCAGUCGACAACGGGGCCCCCGCCCCUGUCUUUGUCAACGACGACAGAUGCAGCAGCAAGCAUCCCGAGAUAUGUCGACACCAAUCCUCGUCCGACGAAGAGUCCUCGUCAUGGGAGCCACCCCUCCAUCAACAGUACUAGCUCCAUGGGGAAUAAUGAUGGGUCUUCCGAAUAUCGAUACAGCUCGUCGUACCCGCCUGUGAACCAAAACACCAGCGAGAUGCCGGUGCCGAAUUAUGGGACGGAUGCUCCCUCGGGAACGAACCCUACUCCGCCACGGGAAUACUACGCACCUGCAACCGGAUGGACGACGUCAGCAGGAGAACCAACCUCAACCAUGGCGUAUGCCAAUGAGAGCAGGUCCUACACGUCUCCAGGGCAGUACAAGAGCAGUACCGCCGUCGCUCCGGCGAAGAGCGAACCCUUGGGGGCGACUACAGGUCCAUCCGCAGUCUAUAAUGGCCCACAACGAGGAUCAUUCGACGCGAUGAACCAUUAUUCUUGGCAUGCCGUUUGA
Messenger RNA from Sodiomyces alkalinus F11, 1998 nucleotides. Its product is annotated as NDT80/PhoG like DNA-binding family protein. The transcript is spliced from 3 exons. The coding region runs from base 1 to 1998 and encodes 665 amino acids. Gene Ontology annotation, biological process: positive regulation of transcription by RNA polymerase II; meiotic cell cycle. NCBI's taxonomy places the organism in Eukaryota, Fungi, Ascomycota, Sordariomycetes, Glomerellales, Plectosphaerellaceae. Gene Ontology annotation, molecular function: DNA-binding transcription factor activity; DNA binding. The record is from RefSeq and is a predicted model, not a curated record. Gene Ontology annotation, cellular component: nuclear chromosome.